GUCCGGAGAUAAAAGGGAGAGAGGCGAUAGCGGAGAAGAGGCGAUGGCCGUCGCUGCUCCGCACGUUACUGCCCCCUUCCUCUCGCCUCCUCCCUCUUCCUCGUCCGCGUCCGCGGCAUACGCUUCCACCUCCAUCCUUCUCUCCCGCUCCAGGACCUCCGCUGCCCUUCGCCUCCGGCGAACUGGUCCCGCCGCCACCCGAUUCCGAUGCGCCGCCGGGCAGACCGGAUUCUUCACCCGGUUAGGUCGCCUUAUCAAGGAAAAGGCCAAGAGCGACGUGGAGAAGGUCUUCUCUGGAUUUUCCAAAACCCGGGAGAAUCUCGCCGUCGUGGAUGAGCUCCUCCUCUACUGGAACCUUGCCGACACCGAUCGAGUCCUCGAUGAGCUAGAAGAGGCGUUGCUGGUAUCCGAUUUUGGGCCCAGGAUUUCUUUCAAGAUCGUGGACUGCCUUCGAGAAGAUAUAUUGGCGGGAAAGCUGAAGUCUGGGAGUGAGAUAAAGGAGGCUUUGAAAAGGAGUGUGCUUCAGCUGUUGACAAGCAAGGGCAAUAAGUCGGAUCUCCAACUAGGAUUUAGGAAACCUGCAGUGAUUAUGGUUGUUGGUGUUAAUGGAGGUGGAAAGACAACCUCUCUAGGAAAACUUGCUUGCAGAUUGAAAAAUGAAGGGGUAAAGGUUUUAUUGGCAGCAGGUGAUACAUUUAGAGCAGCAGCUAGUGAACAGCUGGAAGUAUGGGCUGAGAGAACAGGUUCUGAAAUAGUUGUGGCGGAGGGUGACAAAGUCAAGGCUGCAUCAGUCCUUUCACAGGCUGUGAGAAAAGGAAAAGAGCAAGGCUAUGAUGUUGUCCUUUGUGAUACAUCUGGGCGUCUGCACACAAACUACAGCCUGAUGGAAGAGUUGGUUGCCUGCAAGAAAGCUGUUGCCAAAGUCAUUCCAAGUGCACCUAAUGAGAUUUUGCUUGUUCUUGAUGGAACAACAGGCUUGAAUAUGCUACCACAGGCGAGAGAAUUUAAUGAAGUUGUUGGAAUCACUGGAUUAAUUCUGACAAAGCUGGAUGGCUCUGCUCGCGGUGGAUGUGUGGUCAGCGUGGUAGAUGAGCUCAGUAUUCCUGUUAAAUUUGUUGGUGUUGGUGAAGGAGUAGAUGACCUCCAACCAUUCAAUGCCGAAGCCUUUGUGAAUGCCAUUUUCUCUUGAUUAAGCAGGCUCAAUCAAGCUUAUGACGAAACCUUGUACGGUUGCUUAAGGAUUGUGCAGAGUUUGGCUGUGCAGUCUUGGCUGUGCUUCACUGUCACUUCUCAGAUGAUUCAGUUUUGUGCAACUUCGACGGCUUGGAGAGCUGAAGACCUCCAUAUAUCAUAUCUCAAAGGUUGUUCAAAGAAGCAGUCCAUAUCUGGACACUCUUUGGAAACUUUGUAAUGAAAUCAUAUAUCUGUGCCAGAGACAGAUUAGUGCUCUUUUAUGUGAUCUUGAUGGAAACAAGACCUGCAGCGUUGUCAACUGUACUAUCUUUUUUAGUUCAUUCUCUGCUCUUAAGAGUUUUGACACAGUUAAAUACUUCUGUUUCCUUUAUUCUCUCCUUGGCAUUCAAUUAUAUUAAUGAUUAGAAAUAUCAUUUGAUUGCGCCUUU
Musa acuminata AAA Group (dessert banana) is the source of this 1622-nucleotide messenger RNA. Its product is annotated as cell division protein FtsY homolog, chloroplastic. Gene Ontology annotation, molecular function: GTPase activity; GTP binding; ATP hydrolysis activity. The transcript is spliced from 11 exons. The record is from RefSeq and is a predicted model, not a curated record. Gene Ontology annotation, biological process: SRP-dependent cotranslational protein targeting to membrane. Gene Ontology annotation, cellular component: membrane. The coding region runs from base 44 to 1189 and encodes 381 amino acids. NCBI's taxonomy places the organism in Eukaryota, Viridiplantae, Streptophyta, Magnoliopsida, Zingiberales, Musaceae.